UUCGCGGGAAGGAAUAAACAUUUUGUUGAGAUAAAAUAGAAGUUAUAAAAGAAAGAAAAAAAUCUCGUUUAAUUCAAGAGUUGUUAGUUAAUGUACUAGUUCAUGUAUUAUGAAAAAGGUAAUAUGUGAAAGGUUUCGAGGGGAGGUAAAAUAUACCGGUCUACUCAGUGGCUCCAUCAACUGGAAAAUAGGUUCCAUGGAAUUAUCCAACAGGUCUGGUUCCUGGAAGUGCUACUUAUAUUCCGAUGUUCAAGAUAAUCCCCUGAAAGUCUGUGAUGUUUCAGCUAAGAAGAUUCAUCAAAUUAUCUUUAAGAACAGGUUGUUAAUACAACUGAUUAAUGAUGUUCAUAUUCAUUUUAAACCUAAACAUGACAAAGCUAUGGUUAAAAUUAAAGAAAUUUUUGAUCAGAUUAAAGGCUAUUCUCUAGAUGAGAAUAGUUUAUUGGAGACGCCAGAAAAAAAGAAAAAACGACAAGAAAUUACACCAACAAAAUCUGUUCCGUUAUUAUUUAAUGGUUACAGUGGAUUCGAUGACGAGAACAUAGAAAAUAUGGGAUCUCUAUUUUCUAAUGUUCAUGGUCAGCCAUCUACGCCUAAAGUUGUGAAUCAGACUACUUCUCAAAGACAGACAUCUACACCUAAACUUAUUACAAGAGGCUUCGGCCAUCUUUUAAAGGAAAAGAGUCAGAGGAAAGAGAAGACAGAGAAAUCUGUAAUUAUUAAAGAUGAUAGUGAUGAUGAUGAUUUUCAGUUGAAUAUAUUCGAUGAUUCUAAAGAAAAUAAACACAAGGGACCAACAGGUGCUGUGACACCAGAUCAGUUUUUAAAACGAGGUAAUGACAAAAGUCGAGAGAAGUUGAAGUCAUUAAGUACUGGAGGUUUCUAUAGUGGAUCUUCUGAUACUACAGGCUCUAGACUCUUUACACCAAGUUCUAAAAGAAGUCUAGGGUUUAUGUCUGAUCCACGUCCCAAUAAACGAUUACGUCUUUCUAACUGUACAUAUUCCUGGUCUAAAAAUAAAACAACACCUAAAGUUGAAACACAGAAAACUAACUCUUUACAAGGGUUUUCUAACCUGGGAAACACGUGUUAUAUGAACGCCACUCUACAGUCACUAUUCGGAAUGGAUACAUUUUCUACUGAUUUACUGUUCACUAACCAACAUCUGAUUAAAUCUCUACCGUCUGAUUCUCUUUAUUAUCAUCUAGCCAGGCUAUUAAAAGCGAGGAAGAAUACGGCUCUACCUGAUUCAAUGAAGAGAGAGUUAUUACGGAAUGUUAAACGAGCGAUAUCAACCUCUGCUAAAAGAUUCUCUGGAUAUCAGCAACAUGAUGCUCAUGAAUUUUUGGGUCAGGUCUUAGACCAACUGAAAGAAGAAGUGAACAGAUUGUCUAAGUCUAAACGAAUCUCCCCAGUUAAAGAGUUAAAUAACAACACAAGUUUCUCUAACACUGAGUUCGUUAAUCCUACGUCUCAAAACUUUGAAUUUGAAGUUUUACAUACAAUACGCUGUAUUAGAUGUGAUGAAGAUGUAGAAAAAUUAGAGAAUUUUAAUGAUUUGUCACUGGACAUGCCUAAACGUUUUAACAAUGUAAAGGAGAUGUCGUUACAAGAUGCGUUGAAUAUCUCGUUAGAUAAUGAAGAGAUACAGUAUACCUGUAGUAAAUGUCAGUAUGAUAGAUCUCUAGUCAGUCACAGAUUUACCUCCCUUCCCAGAAUAUUAGUUUUACAUCUAAAAAGAAAUCGUUAUGACAGUCUGGCUGGUAAGAAUGGUAAAGUGAUACGCAGUAUACAGAUACCAACUAAAUUAAACCUGAGUUAUUUCUGUACAGAAGACACUGUACCUUGUAAUACUGCUCCAGAUUUUAUACCCAAUUAUAGAUUCAAGAAGCGAAAUACGAGUUCAGAAAGUUUGUCUGAGAAACUUGACGAGGAUAUUUCACCUCUACCAGAUGAUUGGGAUGAAGUUUUAAAGGACAGUAAAGAAGGUGACGAUAUAGCCAAAGCUAUUGAACUGAGUUUACAACAACAAAAACAUUCUAAGAAAGAAGAAGAAGAUGAACUAGAGAAAGUUUUAGAAAUGAGCCUUCAAGAUGAACGACAGAAACACAAUUCAAUAGAUUUAGAGGAAGGUGAUAAAGAAUUGGCUAAACUAACGGAAGAUGAAAGAAUUGAUCUGGCAAUACAGCAGAGUUUAUUACAAGCCGAACGUGACUUAAUGUAUCAGGAUGAAUCAUUUCAAUCUAACUCUAGUCAGGACGUUGAUUUACGAUGUCAAGAAGACAAAGAAAAUUUGUUUGGUGAAAAAGAUAAUUUUUUGUUGUCGGCAGAAAAUGGUGCUCAUCAACCUUCAGACUACUGUAGUGAGAAAUUUUAUACAGAGAAUAAUUGGAGUUGUAGUAAUUUUCGAUUAGUUAGUAUAGUUAAUCAUAUUGGGUCAUCGUCUGAAACAGGUCAUUAUAUUAGUGACGUGUUUGACAUCAAGAAGAAAUCAUGGAUGAGUUUCGAUGACUCAAGAGUUACAACUCUAACUGAAAGUGAAGUUUGUGAAAAACGAGAGAAAACUGGCUAUAUAUUCUUUUAUAUGAACAUGAAUGUUUUUGAUGAAAUGCAGUCGAUGUAUGCUGUAGCUUCUUAUGCUGAUACCAGCUGAGAUUAUGGUAUAAGAUAUUUGCUGUGUCUAGUUGAUAUCGGCCUUGAGUUCACUUCUUCUACUCUCUUGUUAUCACCAAUAUGAAACCUGACUGUUAUUGUUUCCUCACAAUUAUAACAAUUAUACUGAGGUCCAUUGCAUGGUCGAAUAAUUAGCCUUAAAAAGAAAUGCCCUACUUAACCCUGACAAAGUCACUUUAUUGCACUCUUUCUAUAAAAGUAGGCCGUAAAACUGUCUUCACGCUUCAAGAAAAAACACUACUGCGCCUAAUGUGUUUUCAAUUUCAUCCAUACUAAGAGCCAAGGACACUUCUCGCUGGAUGGUGAUAAACUGCUAAUAGCCAGUGCGUAUACUGAAAGGAAAAAGUUUUAUCACUAUUCUCAAAGCGAUACUUUUUCUGUCUGUCAUUCUGUAUUGAAUGUUAUCAACAGUUACAGACUUUAAUAUUGAUUAAAUUAGUUAACAGAGGACACCAAAUCUGUUUUUGAGAAAUUUCCUGGAUUAAAACUUGGCGAAUGAGGCCCACUGUAUGCUGAAUUUUUGUUAUAUUGUGUUCUUUGAUGAAAUGAUUAAAAUUAGAAGAGGAAACACUAUUGAACUGGGUUCCUGUAACAUUUAAUGUUGACGGAAACUGCCGAAUGUCUCCGAAUGAGCUAUAUUAUAAUCAUGAUAUUGUUAAGUAAUAUUAUAAAGAUAAAAUCCAUUGUU
Lottia gigantea (owl limpet) is the source of this 3361-nucleotide messenger RNA. RefSeq lists its product as hypothetical. Gene Ontology annotation, biological process: G1/S transition of mitotic cell cycle; protein deubiquitination. Gene Ontology annotation, molecular function: cysteine-type endopeptidase activity; cysteine-type deubiquitinase activity. Gene Ontology annotation, cellular component: cytosol; nucleus. The coding region runs from base 110 to 2653 and encodes 847 amino acids. The transcript has 21 exons. The record is from RefSeq and is a predicted model, not a curated record. NCBI's taxonomy places the organism in Eukaryota, Metazoa, Mollusca, Gastropoda, Lottiidae.